AUGGAGGAGACCCUAGCCUCCGUCUCCGCGCCGCCAUCGUCUCUAGUGAUGCUAGUCGGCAUAGUGGUUGCGUUACUAAUAUUUUCAUCUUACACCAGCUACAAGGCGCAGAUGGAGAGAACUAAGUUCGGGUUCAAUAUAUUUGUCUUGUUUCUGCCCUUCUUGUUGACCAUUGUCGCUUACUGUUUGAUCACAUACCGGAACUUUCGGGUGAGGACGAAGGCGGCGGUGGCUGAUAAGGCAGCUGAAGGUGGAGGAGCAUCCCCCUGGGGCGUGGCCUUGUUUCUGGGGCUGUUGCUCGUUUUGGUGUCCUAUCAGUCUUCUGUGCAGUCCAAGUGGUGGCCUCACUAUUGGGUUCAUGAUCCUGCUGUGUUAUUAGUUAAGAAUGAAUUAGUUGUGUGGAUAGUUUGGAAAUAUGCUCGUGAGUAG
Pyrus x bretschneideri (Chinese white pear) is the source of this 429-nucleotide messenger RNA. RefSeq lists its product as uncharacterized. The record is from RefSeq and is a predicted model, not a curated record. The transcript has 2 exons. Bases 1 to 429 code for a protein of 142 amino acids. NCBI's taxonomy places the organism in Eukaryota, Viridiplantae, Streptophyta, Magnoliopsida, Rosales, Rosaceae.